AUGAGUCACCUGACUUCGCGCAACGGCACGCGUGAGCCGUGCACGCCUCCGGGUCAGGCAGACUGUGAUUCACAGCCAGAGGACAAUAUGCCCAAAGCCGAUCUUUCAGAUUUUGAACAACAGCGAUUGGCAAACAUUGCUGAGCGUGAUGCUCUCUUGAAACAGUUAAAGAUUGAGUCAUCCGCAGGCAUUCUGACACCGAAAGCUACGACAAGUAGCGCAUCCAAGUCUAAAAAGCGAGCGACGCCCAAGACAGUAACGCCGAAACAGGAGGUCAAUACACCACGUCGGACGUCGUCGCGACUCAAAGGAAUUGCAGCCGAGAGCGAAGUCGCAAAGCGCAAGGCCGAUGAUGAGUUCGACGCCAUGCGCGAGGCUGAUCGCCUCAAGCGCAUGCGACGCAACGACUCUUACACUCAGGCCGAUAUGUUUGUCGCGGGCCAGAAGCUCAGCAACGAUAGCCUCAUCGGGGUGGACGUGAUUACGAAAGGCGUCGCACAGCCCUAUCAGAGAACGUUCGGUGAUGAUGAUAUCGAUCAAACCUCCGACAAGGACUUGAAGGCCAUCCGUGAAGAGAUGAGUGGGUUGUCUCUGUGGGAAGCAUGGGAUCCUCAGCGGAUCAAAAUCACACCCGAGCGUGUUUACGCCAUGACGUUCCACCCCUCGGAAACAAAACCGAUUGUAUUUGCCGGUGACAAAAUGGGUCAUCUUGGAAUGCUAGACGCUUCGCAGGAAAAGCUCAAAGUUGAGGACGAUGACGAGGAUGCGGAGGACCCCGACCCCGUCCUGACCACACUGAAGCCCCAUACACGGACAAUCAGUGCUAUGACGGUGAAUCCCUCCAAGCCCACCCAUCUGUAUACGGCAAGUUAUGACAGCUCAAUUCGUUCGCUCGAUCUUGAGAAGAUGGUGUCAUCUGAGGCAUAUGCCCCUCAAUCGACUAACGUCGACGAGGCGAUUUCCGGGGUGGACAUGGCCCCAGAUGACCCUAACGUUCUUUACUGGUCUACUCUAUCUGGUGAAUUCGGGAAAUACGACAUGCGCACCCCGAUGGAAGAAGCAAACGUUUCGCAAUGGCAGUUAUCUGAGAAGAAGAUUGGUGGGUUUAGUUUAUGCCCCUCAACGCCUCAUUACUUUGCGACGGCAAGCCUUGACAGGUUCAUGAGACUGUGGGAUAUACGCAAGCUGUCUCAGGAAGAGCCUGUUCCCGUUGCCGAGCACGAGAGUAGACUUUCUGUCUCACACGCUGCUUUCAAUGCUGCCGGCCAGAUCGCCACGUCUUCUUAUGAUGAUACUUUAAAGAUCUACAAUGUCGGUGCUAAGGGCAUGUCUUCCUGGAAGGCAGGGCAUACUCUGUCCGACUUUACCCCCUCUGACGUCGUGCGCCAUAACUGUCAGACUGGUCGUUGGGUUACUAUUCUUCGUCCACAAUGGCAGCUCAACCCGCAAUCACCUAUUCAGCGCUUCUGCAUCGGCAACAUGAACCGUUUUGUCGAUGUGUAUAGCGGGAGCGGUGAUCAGCUCGCCCAGCUUGGUGGUGAUGGGAUCACUGCUGUUCCUGCUGUUGCAGUCUUCCAUCGCAGUAAGAACUGGGUUGCUGGAGGCACUGCCAGCGGCAAACUCUGUCUCUGGCAAUAA
Messenger RNA from Penicillium salamii, 1638 nucleotides. The record is from the annotation of a GenBank genome assembly. NCBI's taxonomy places the organism in Eukaryota, Fungi, Ascomycota, Eurotiomycetes, Eurotiales, Aspergillaceae.